UCAUUGCAGACGCAGUGUGCGCAUUUCGGUCCCGAUCGGCCACGAUCUCUGCAGAUUCAGGGUCUUGCGAAUUUCUGAUCUGUUGGGUUAAUUUUGUUAAGCUUUUCGCGAAUUGGAUCACAGUUUUCAACGACUUUAGGGCGGGCUUCGGAUCUCGUUUCGGUGGCAAAGAGUCGAGGUUUAGUGUGAGGUUUCUCUCCGCUAGAGGUACUGAAAGAUCUGAUUGAUUGAUUGAUUGAUUGAUUGCUUUCGGCUGUGCUGAACGAUUGCGGAAAUCUUGCGUUGAGCGAUAUCGUGGUAGUUUUUCGGAAGCUGGAAUUUUCGAGAGUAGGAUGCCCAUGAUCAAGCGUCUGAAGAGUUGGUUGUGCAAGCCUCAGACGCAAACUCAGUCCGAUUCGGUUACAGCUAGCAAAUCACUGGAGGCGGGAAGUAUGGCAACUUCAGCUGGUUUGAGUACUUUUUAUGUAUCGCAUGGGUCGCCUAUGAUGCCACUUGAGGAUACUCCCAUACGAGAAUUCUUCUCCACUUGGACGGAGCGCUAUCCCACAAGGCCAAAGGCCAUUCUCGCAAUUUCAGCUCACUGGGAUACUCGAGAGCCUGCCGUUAAUGCUGUCAGCCAGAACAGCACUAUUCACGACUUUUAUGGCUUCCCUCGCGAGCUAUAUCAAUUGCAAUACACGCCUCCAGGGGCUCCAGACGUUGCAAAGAGGGUGACAUCUCUCCUCAAAGACGCUGGCUUCAAGACCGUCCUCGAGGACAACAAGAGAGGGCUCGACCACGGAGCAUGGACGCCCCUGAUGCUAAUGUACCCCAACGCUGACAUUCCUGUCCUCCAGGUCUCAAUCCAAAGCAACAAAGAUGGGCUUCACCAUUACCAGCUCGGCCGGGCUCUUGCACCGCUCAAGGACGAAGGAGUGUUAAUUUUUGCCUCUGGAACUACAGUCCACAAUUUGAGAGAGAUAGAUUUUUCUGCCAAGAAGCCAACUGUGUGGGCCAAGGCAUUCGACGGAUGGUUGACUGAUGUGCUACUCAACAGCAAGCACAAGGAAGCAAUGGAAUGGGAGAAAGCACCAUAUGCUUCCAAAGCUCACCCUCAUCCAGAUCAUUUCCUGCCUGUGUUGGUUGGGUUGGGAGCUGCGGGAGAGCAAUGCCAAGCUGAGAAGAUAUAUGAGGAAUUCGCAUAUGGUUUGGCGCUUUCAUGUUUUGCUUUCCAUCCUCAAAACUAGUAUGGUAGUUGUUGGUUAAAGUUUUCCACAUGUGCUGCUUGAGUGGAUGCUCACCACACAGCUGGUUAAACAAUUUCCAAUGUGUGGAUAUUGAUUUGUAUUUUUCAUUCUAUUUUGAAUAAAUAUGUUAGCUCCCGUAUCUUGUAAACCAGUUCUUAAA
Physcomitrium patens is the source of this 1386-nucleotide messenger RNA. Its product is annotated as extradiol ring-cleavage dioxygenase. NCBI's taxonomy places the organism in Eukaryota, Viridiplantae, Streptophyta, Bryopsida, Funariales, Funariaceae. Gene Ontology annotation, molecular function: zinc ion binding; ferrous iron binding; dioxygenase activity. The record is from RefSeq and is a predicted model, not a curated record.